ACAUACCCUCUAAAAUGUUUCCGGCUAACAGGAGUAGAAAACAAAAUUGGAUGAAUGUAGUAAUGCCAAACUGGUGUCAUGGAAGGAAGGUAACAUUAAGCAAAAUUUGAUCUGCAGAGGAGAGCUAAGAUGGGAGGAAGAGAAGAUCAGGCAGAUCAUUCUGCAUUCUUGAAACACAGGAUUUCUACAUUUCAUUCUGUAUAAUUGUAAUUGAUUAGAAAUGGUAUUUAUGAAAAAAUCCAUAAGAACAUGGAGGAUAGUUAGAAAGGCAAAAAGUUACUCAGUUGUUGGUAUCUUUAAGGACUGUUUAUGGUCUUAAGGACAUAGAGGGUUAAACAAGAUUAUUGAAAUACUGUUUUAAAAUGUGAAAGAGUAGAUGAGAAGGAGGACAGGUACAUAAAGGGGAAAAGAAAUCUGGGAAAGAGGUAAAUAUAAAAGAUGCUCUGCCUCAGCAAGUAUGUGGACCAUGUAUUGCAAAGCUGGACGAGGUGGUGGACUUUAUGGAUGCAAGUCAGACUACGCAGAUAAAGCUCAGGAACCAGCUAAAAGAUAGCUCUUCAGAUAAUAGUGUUCGGAUCCAUGAAGACCAACUGUAUGAACUGAUUCAAGAUGUCAAAGUGGAGCUGGAAGAAGCAGAGGAGCAGUUUUUUGAUGAUCUUGAUGACGAAGACUAUGGACCUCAUGGGAGCAGGAGAAGGAAUACUCGGCUGCGGAGUCUGCGAGGACGAAGUGCGGCCGUUAAAGCUGGUGGGAAAAGAGUCGGAAGGCCCAAGAGGAGCAAGACCUUGGUUGGUGCCGGGGCAAAUGGUGAAGCGAGUCUCGUCCAGUUGCAAGAGGGUCACCAUCAGCAAAGAGAAGAUGAAGGGGAGGAAACAAAGAAAGAUGAAAGUUUAACACCAUUGGAUUAUGGUGACAGCCUGAUAGAAGAGGCAAAUACUCUUUCUGCACCAGAAGAAAUGGGUAUCCAACAGAAAUGUGCUGUCAGAUGUUGUGUGUGCAAAGCCUCUUUUGAUCAACUGGAGCAAUUGUCAUCACACUCCUUGGAGGCCCAUCAGCUGGAGACACCACGUUACAUGUGUCCACAGUGUCCUCGUACCUUCCCCAAAGUCACAUCUAUGACCAACCACCAGCGGAGGAAACACCAGGAAACAUUGCAGGGGUGCCCCAAGUGUAGGAAAUUAUAUCCAGCACACUACCUUUGGACUCGUCACAUGUUGGUCCACUCAAACACGCGUCCGUUUUCAUGCGAUGAGUGUGACAAGAAGUUCAAAAGUAAGCCAGAACUAAUCAACCACAAGAAGGUUCACAGACCAAGUGAAGAACGCUACACACACUGCUGUGAAGUGUGUGGGAAAAGAUUUACACAGAAAGCAAAUCUUGAAAGCCACCUAAGGCUUCACACAGGAAACCGUCCCUUCUCAUGUGAGUUUUGUGGAAAGUGUUUUUCUCAAAGAGGGAACAUGGAGGAACACCGUAGAAUUCACACAGGGGAAAAGCCGUUUGUAUGUGAUGUCUGCGGGGUCAGUUAUUCACGCCAGGGGCAGUUAGCAAUGCACAGAAGAAAACACAAUGGUGAAAAGCCACAUAAAUGCCAGUACUGUGAAAAGGAAUUUCUGCGGAGGGAAGUACUACGUAAGCAUGAACAUAUGCAUACGGAUACGCGUCCAUACAAGUGCUCCUACUGUGAAAAAAGUUUUAGAGACCAAGGAAAGCGCAAGGUGCAUGAAAGGCUCCACACUGGGGAGAGGCCCUAUGAGUGCCAAGUGUGCGGCAGGGGCUUUUGUGAAUCAGGCAACCUGCGCAAGCACCUGCGUGUGCACCAGCGGCGCCCAGGUGCUGUGGUUGCACCAGCUGCCCCACCUGCAGCAAGGGAGCGAGAUGGCCUCCUGCCUCCUGCAAUCAGUGUGGCUGUUAGCAGUGCUGCACCAGGACCCACAAGCUACAGUGUGCCACACACAACGUUCACCUUCCCUGGUGCCCCUGCGGUGAGGCAUGGUGUGGAAGGCAUGGCAGAAGGGUCGCUCAUGCUGGUGCCAGAAGUGUCCGGCUUAGUUACACCUGCCACGCACAUUGUGACUUCUAGCAUGCCCCACAACCCCCAACCUGCAUUGGCUGUGCCCAUGGCUGGCUCCCCAUGCCCCACCAACCACCCACUUGUCACCCUUCGGCCGCUGGAGGAGCCAAGGGAAAGUCCGGCCUUGGCCGAGGGCGGCAACAGGGAAGACUACAGGGUGAGCGCCCCCUCUUCAUCCUUCCAAACAGUUGGAUGGGCACUCUAUCAGACUUAAGUACUGCUUUAUCUAUAUAUGUCUACCUUCAUUCAAUUUUGAUACCUUGUGCUGGGCUCCCAUAUGAGUGGGAGCUGGGCUCCUUCAGGUGUAUGGGAAUAGUUAAACUAUGGCAUGCCUUUUAAGUGGAAUGUCUAUUAUUGUUUGAAUUGUUAGAACUUUGUGAUGACAAAAAAGACAUUAAGUUGUGAAUGAUAAAGAAUUGAAGAAAAAGUUUUAGUCGGAUAUUGAUUCUGAAACUAGUACUGUUCAUCUUGAUAUUAUUAUAAUAAUUAUUAUUGUUAUUAUCAUUAUUACAUACAUCAUACAAUUAUUAUUAUUAUUAUUAUUAUUAUUAUUAUUAUUAUUAUUGUUAUGGUAGUUGUUGUUGUCAGCAUUACUUACGACAUUAUUUUUUUUUCAUUAUUAUUAUUAUUAUUAUUACUACUACUACUACUACUACUACUACUACUACUACUACUACUACUACUACUACUACU
Molecule: messenger RNA, 2767 nt
Organism: Penaeus chinensis
Lineage: Eukaryota; Metazoa; Arthropoda; Malacostraca; Decapoda; Penaeidae
Product: zinc finger protein 3-like
Exons: 11
Coding region: 501-2288 (595 amino acids)
Biological process (GO): regulation of transcription by RNA polymerase II
Cellular component (GO): nucleus
Molecular function (GO): zinc ion binding; DNA-binding transcription factor activity, RNA polymerase II-specific; RNA polymerase II transcription regulatory region sequence-specific DNA binding
Source: RefSeq, a predicted model, not a curated record